Molecule: messenger RNA, 8340 nt
Organism: Ylistrum balloti
Lineage: Eukaryota; Metazoa; Mollusca; Bivalvia; Pectinida; Pectinidae
Exons: 1
Coding region: 34-4971 (1645 amino acids)
Biological process (GO): spliceosomal complex disassembly
Cellular component (GO): intracellular anatomical structure; catalytic step 2 spliceosome
Molecular function (GO): RNA binding; zinc ion binding; ATP binding
Source: RefSeq, a predicted model, not a curated record
UUUUUAAAAUUAGCAGAAACCGUGGAACCAGAAAUGAACAUGUCUGGUUACAUUAAACAGCGUCUGGAGCACAAGAUGGAAUUUUCAUAUACAGGUCAAACUGUUGACAAUCGCACUGGAAACACUAUAGUCAAUAUACAGUGUCCAAGUAAACGCGCCGCUCAACGCCUUGAAGCUGAGCUUAACAGAAGUAACGAUAAAUCAAGCACAAAAGUUUGUUGUUUUUAUUCUAUGAAAGACGCAUGUGAGACAACUAUGACAACGACCGAUGAAAACAAUGUGUUGCUCAAUAGAUAUGUUAGUGAAAUGUGCAAAAGAGCUGAUUCGAUUUUAACAAAGCACACCGCAAAGAUAGAUGAUGUUGUAGACAAGCUGAAGAAACUAAAGAAGUCAACAGACAAAUUCCUUUCAUUAGACGAUUAUUUCGCAGUUGAUCACGAACGACGAGCAUUGAAAGAUAAGCAAGAAGAAAUGGAGCUGCAAAAGAAAGAGUUUCAAAACUUUAUUGCUUCGGCUCAUCAAAAAUUUGUUGAAAUGGAAAACUCACCUGUUUGUGGAAAACUUGCUUUUGAAAAUAUGAAAGAGUUUGGCAUAGAAUGUAAUAGACUUGAGAAAGGUUUACCGAUGUAUGCAAGAAGGUCAGAUAUACUUGAUAUCGUAAAGAAAAACCAAGUAUCGGUCAUCAUCGGAGAAACAGGAUCAGGAAAAAGUACGCAGAUGGCCCAGUACCUCUACCAAAGUGGAUACGGCAACACAGGGAUGAUUGCAUGCACUCAACCGCGUAAAAUAGCCGCCGUCAGUGUUGCUGCACAUGUAGCUCGUGAAAUGAGUUCAAAUGUCGGACAUGUUAUUGGAUAUAAGGUAGGAAUGCAAGAGAAAAAGACGGCUCUCACAAAGGUGUUAUUUAUGACAGAUCAUAUUCUGUUGCAGGAAUGUUUGAAGGACAACAAGCUUUCAAUGUUUUCCUGUAUUAUCAUUGACGAAGCUCACGAAAGAAGUAUAUACACCGAUCUUUUACUCGGUAUGAUCAAAAGCUGCCUUAGCGUACGUGCAGAUCUCCAUGUAGUGAUCACAUCUGCUACCAUUGAUCCAGACGUAUUCGUUCAGUAUUUCAACCAAUGUCCAGUACUAUCUGUGUCAGGAAGAAUGUUUCCAGUAGAGGUCAUUUGGCAAGAACCCGAUACCGGUAAGGAAUCGUUUUCAAAUCACGUAGAGGAAAGUGUCAGGAAAGCAAUUGAUGUUCACUACAAUCAACCAGAAGGGGAUAUCCUCGUAUUUGUUACGUCUCCACUAGAGUCUGAAAAAUGCUGCGAAAAAUACACUGAUUACACAAAAGGUAGACCUCAGAAUUUCGUUUGUUUGCAACUGCACGGAAAACUUCAGGCUGACGAACAGAGGAAGGUGUUCGACUCUCUUUCCGCAGGAAAACGUAAAAUCGUGUUCGCUACCAACAGCGCAGAAACGUCGGUUACCAUCCCCGGAAUCAAGUACGUUAUCGACACUGGCCUGGUUAAGGAAAUGAAGUAUGACGCAAAGCGCAAGAUGAACACGUUAAGCUUGACAACAGUGACGAAAAGUUCAGCUAAUCAACGAAAAGGACGUGCAGGACGAACUGGACCAGGUAUAUGCUAUCGACUUUACAGAGAGGAUGACUAUGACAAAAUGGAAACGAACAUGGUUCCAGAGAUACUGCGAGUUAAUCUGCGUCAGGCAAUGCUGAAACUCGUGGAACUAAACAUUGAUCCACUUGAAUUUGACUUUGUCAUGUCACCAUCUGCAGAGUCAAUGGAGAGUGCAAUGGCAGCUUUAGAAGAUCUUGGUGCGGUUUCCGAAAGGAAAAUCACCGACAUCGGAAAAUGGAUCUCGAAACUUCCACUCGAUCCCAAACUAAGCGUUUUCAUUCACGACUCAUUAGAAAUUGGAGCUGGUCUUGAAGGAGUGGUAAUAGCAGCAGCUUGCAGUGGACCAUCCAUUUUUUUUCGAGCAGGUACUGUUGAGGAAAAGGAACUUUCUGAUCUGAAGAAGAUUCCAUUUUGUCAUGUAGAUGGCGAUAUGUUAACAAAUUUGAAUGUCUUCAGGGAAUGGACCAAACAGCCAGAGAAAGUCAAAGGAAAAUGGUGUUACCAGAACUCUAUCAAUGGAAAAGCAAUCAAAGGAUUACGAGAAACCGUUAAAGAAAUUCUCAUGACACUUACAAGAGAAAUGAAGAUAAAUGUGCCUUUCAAGUUUGCCGAUCCCGCAAAUGUAGACCCUUUGAUGAUUAAACCUCUCUUAAAGGUUUUUAGGGAAAACAUCAGCCACUAUCUUGGUCAUCCUAAAGCAGGUUACGUUCUCGCCAUGAAAGACCAGAGAGUACAAGUUCAUCCAUCAUCAGUUUUGAUAUCUUUGGCAAGUCAGCCAGAGUGGGUUGUCUUCGAUCAAGUUACGAGGACGUCAAGAGACUUUGCAAUGACAAUUACCUCCAUAAGUGAGGAUAUAGUGAAAAGAGGAAUCAGAGAAGGGUUACUUGAUCUUGAUUUAGAAGAAGCCAGGAAAAAACGAAUUAUACCUGUUCACAGAGAAUUUGUUGGUUCAGAAGUGCUGCGGCAAGUUGUUGGACCAAAAUAUACAUAUCUCCGGGCGUUUGAAGACAAACUAGUACAAAAGUGCCAGGGAUCCCUUGUUGUCGUGGAAGCCGACCGUGAUAACGGUGAGCUGAAAAUAUUCGCAAACUCGUCAAGUAAAGAAGCCCUAGAAGGUUCGUUAGAAAGCGUUCUUAAUCCGAUCAAGAGUAAUUUUCUGACCGAGGAAAGAGAGGAGAAAUUAGGAUUGAAGUCAGUAGACAGAUCUGUUAGAGCUCUGAUAGAGGCGGGAGGAUGUACGAAGACUAUAUUUAUGCCUGAUGAAUACAAAGUCGUAAUGAUACAUUGUGCCGUUAAUAAAAAACAAGAAUUGGAAUAUGAGGAUGUAUUUCAACACUUUAACAAAUUUGGAAAAAUCAAGGAAUGCAAAAUGUACCACCACAAGAAGAAAGCGCCGUCAUUGUGGGGUCAAGUAACCUACCAAAGAACUGGAGAUGCUGUAAAAGCUGUUGAAGAGACUCGAGGAAACCCAGAUCUUUCUGCACGACCAAACAUACGAAUGUCAAGUGAAAACUCAGAGAAGCUCAAAGUUCGAAUGCAGUGGUGUCGUAGAGUUUCUCGGGGAUUCGGUUUCGUCACAUUUGCUAGUUUUUUAGAUGCCGACAAAGCUAUUCGUCAACAUGAAAUUCAGAUUGGGAGUUCAGUAGCAAGGAUAAGCCAUCCCAAAGGUACAGAAGACCAACAAGACGAUAGUAAAGUGUUCGUCUCUCGGCUGAGCAAAAUGGUUAAUGAAGACGUUUUGCGCGAAAGAUUGGCAGACUCCUGUGAUAUUGAUCCUGAUACAGAUAUCACACGAGUGACCGUUGUGAGGGAAAAGGUACAGUUGGAAAGUAAAGACAUGCUAGACACGCUUAAGAGGCGACUGUGUGUUGAAAUUGAAAGGUAUGUCCCUCCUUGCACAUACAAGCUUGAGCUAAAGCCACUUAGAGCAACUGACAUCAACUUUACUGCAUUUGUUACGUUCGACAGUCCUGAAGAUGGUGAAGGUGUGUGUCGCGAAAUGGAUCAUUCAUUUAUUAUUAAUGGUCAGGUUGUCUCUGCAAAACCAAUUCUAAAUUGCUCCUUGUACAUCACUAAAGGAAUUUACGAAAAGAGUACCGGCGCAGUCGAAAAGUGCGUCAUCGACCUGGAAGAGGACGGAGUUCGGGUGAAAAUUAAAACCCUUCGAAACGAGAACUUAGUUGUUGACAUCAACACAGACGACGUGGAAACACUUGUAAGGGCGAGACGAUCUUUCCACGACAUUAUUAGAGGAGAGGUGAUCGAAUGCUCCGAGUCAAAUUCUCUGAAACAAUUGUUCACUUGGGAAGGAAAAAACGAGUUAAAGAAGAUAAUGAAUCAAACAGAAACACUUAUCCUUGCAGACGUUAGGGUAAUGUCUGUCUCCAUUCACGGACUCCAGCAAAACCGACAAAAAGCAAAGCAGAAAAUUGACGAUUUUUUAGUUCGACUUUCAACGGGCAAUUCUGAAGUGAUAAACUUAAAAGGGGAAGAGAGACCACCUGGAGUUUUAAAGGAACUUUUCUUGAAAUAUAACAUUGAUAUGUCAGGAUUGUGUAAAGAGACCGGCGUGGUUGCUGUGCGAGUGGAUUUGAGAAACCAUAGAUUGACACUACACGGAGAGGAUGAUGCUCUGAACAAGGCAAAGGAAACAAUUACAGAUAUUAUUGAAAAAUUAUCGCCUGAUGGUCUGAAACAACCUGAUGAACCAGAAUGUGUCACUUGUUUUUGUCCAGUCAAGCAACAGGAUUUAUACCGUGUGGAAUGCUGUGGUCAUCCUUAUUGCAAGGAAUGUGUUAAGGUUCAAAUUCAAACCUCCAUUACCAACAGAGAAUUUCCAAUUAAGUGUGAAAUGGAAGAUUGCACAACUCUUUUUACUUGGCAUGACAUUAUUAACCUAUCAAAAAUGGGGUUCCUUAACAUCUCUGAAUUAACUGAUGCGUCAGUCAGUAACUUCAUUCAAGGAAAUAAGAAGGAUUUCCGCUUUUGUUUAACACCCGACUGUCCCGUUGUUUACAGGGUUACAGAGACUGGAAAGGCAUUCAUCUGCCCAGAAUGUGACAUCAAAAUCUGCACAAACUGCCAUGUGCAGUUCCAUGAUGGCAUAACAUGUGCCAUGUUCAAAUUAGAAGAAAACGAAGAUCCAAGCGUGAGAAGGUGGAUUGCAAGCAAUAAAGAGAACAGAAAAAGAUGUCCAAACUGUACCAUGCCAAUAGAAAAGAACGGUGGAUGCAACCAUAUGACCUGUUUGUCUUGUAAAAAGCAUAUUUGUUGGUUGUGUCUGGAAUAUUUCGACGGGAGUGGCGCAUGCUAUGGACAUCUUGCUAACGCACACGGUAGUUUCAUGUAAGGAAUUAAUCUAAUGGUGGCGAAUUCGCACAAAUAUACGUGCAAGGAACCCAUAAUUUAAAUAGAUGUGAAGAUGGUUAAUCUGAUAUAAACGUGUGUACCAGAUAGUCGUUGACAGGACACUUGAAAAUAUUCAGCAAAGGAAAGACACAUAUCAGGUCAACUCUGUCUGAACUUCUAUUAAAAACUUAUCUAAAAUAAGUAAAAUGUGUUUAUGUUUAAAGAAGAUUUAUAGACUUUUAAAAAGUAGAAUGUAUUAUCAAUAAUGUGUCAUACACUGUACUAGCAUGGCUAAUACUUCGGCUAGUUAUUCUCUACCAUCUUUUCAAUGUGAAAUGUCAUCCCUUUAAUGGAUAACAAAUUCUACAAGUACAUGUACUGUAGACGUACAUAUUUUAUCAUUAAUUUUAUUCCGGUGCUAUGUGCACUAAAGUAUUAUUACGGUGAAAUAUGACCACGCAAAAUUCUCUGUGUUGCAUUAUAUAACAAUUAUUGUAAAUACGCAAAUUCAUCAUCGAGCCAAUUUCCUAAAACUUGCUAAUGCGCUAAAACUUGAAAUGGUUUUAUUGUGCAUUUAAUUAUUGUUUGAUUGAAUAAUUCAGAAUAAGUCUUAAUGUCGAGCUUUACAUUAAGGUUUGUUUACAAGUUCUUCGCACAAUAACCUUUUGGCGUCCACACUAGAUGGUCGCUGACGCUUUGGUAUUAUUAACUAUUUCCACAGCAUGAUCAUUAUUUGAAGAAGAAAAAUGGUGCCAUGUUUAUGUUUCACAUAUCGGUACCCAGUGUGAAUUGUUUGGCGUUCAAAAUAGCAGAUACCGUAAUGUGUGCAUUGUUUUCAUUCCAAAAUACACGCGAUGUUGUCAUUGUUUCUUUCACAGUUGUUGCUAUUUCUGGCACAUCUUAAAUAAAUAACGCUAUCCCUAGAAAUGAAAUUUUCAUAAGCGGAUAUCGGUAAUAAGUUGUUUUUUCUAUCAAAUACUGGUUUGUUAAAUUCUUCAUCUAUAUUGAUUUACAGAGUCGGUAAACCCAGUCUCGUACCGUUCUUAUGUUUAUAAUUUAGCAAACUACAGUAUAUUUAUCAAUAUGCGUGUUAUCUCAAUGUAGAAUUUAUCAAGAGGUUGAAUUAAGCUAUCGGCGGCCACUGAUUUCGCUUAAGUAUUUGAUAAAUGACAUGUGUUGUGAUUAGAUAUGAUACAUGUAUGUUGGGCACCCUACUGUGAUAGAUCUAUUCUGAAAAAAAUGAAGUUGUGUAUGAAUCGAUACCAUGUUGGUAUCCCAGUUUAAUAUAUAUUUAUAAAGUGGUUAGUUAGCUCAACAUAGAAAGUAUGCGAACAUAUCAGUCAAGUGUUGUUUACUGUAAUUUCAAGCAAAGGUAUACACAUGUGAAUAUGUUACAUUAUAAUUUUUAUAAUGUUACAGUGUAUGUAGCUUUAUACAUUAUGUAGCAGCUGUAGGUUGAACUAUUGGGUGGUUGUUUUUAUGGAAAUACCAGUUUCGCUUAUUUGUAAGGAAUAAAUGUUAUGUUGAAUAUCUGAUGAAUGUAAAAUUGACAUACACAUUUCUGUAGUGUUUGAAUCAGUAGUUUUACACUGCGUCAUAUUUGUUUUGUAUGAGCUUAAAAAAGUUCGUUUUAUUGGAAAAACGUGCCAAAAGAUAUAUCAUCGGGCACUUUGGCUGGCGAAUUUACACGCGUAAAAUCCCCAUAAUAACCGGCUUUAUGACUAUUCGGUAUGGUAUUUAUAUAUCUGCUUGUUUAUGUCACCUUAUGUUAAGCUUUAAAUGAACUUCACCCAGGACUAGUUAGCCCAAGGUUAGGACAAUGUUAGCGAGUGUGACGUCACGCUGGCAUGUCUAGACAGAGGUAUUCCAGUUUACUUGCACAAGUAAUGCGUCCUUGAAUUACCCCCAUCAUCCUUGGACACGGAUGACUGAUGAUUGAAGAUGUGAGGUUGUGAGGAUGAUAACCUCAAGCGUUCGAUCUAAUCGUUCACCGUGAUAUACUUCUAUAAUGUAUUGACUUUUAAUACCCUCAUUCAGGUUUUUUUUAUGUGUACUCACUAAAAAUGUUUAUAUCAUUUGAAUUAAAUUUGAAUAUCUGUUACUGAUACACACACAGACUGUUCUUGUUUAACUGUCAGUAUUAAACAUUCUUUGUCCAAAUUGCUUUGAUAUAGCAUGCGGCGGACCUCCUGUAUAUAUAUAUACGUGCUAUAGCCACCAACUACUACAAGGAGACCUCACUUCGAAAUCACCCUUGUUGAUUACGUGCGAUAUUGGGAAAAAAUAAGAAAUAAAUACGUUUUAUUAUCAACAUCGCUCUGCGUCUGUGGUCCGUCCGUCCGUAAAUAAUUUUUGUUAUUGCUAUUUCUUGAGAAGUACUGUAUGGAUCUUUUUCAAAUUGCAUAUGUAGGUUUCUCUUGAUCCCUAGCUGUGCCCAUUUAAUUUUAUGGACUGAUCAAAUAAACAAUAUGGCUGAAGGCGGCCAUCUUGGAUUUUUUCAAUGAAGUUUGUUAUCGCUGUUUCAUGAAAAGUACUUUUUCUUAAAAUUUAUAUCUAGGAUCCUUUUGGUCCUAGAUGUGCCGGUUUGAUUUUGAGUCUGAUCAGAAAAACAAAAUGACCGACUGAGGGCCAUCUUGGAUUUAUUAUCCCUAUUUUUUAAGAAGUACUAAAUGGAUAUCUCUCAAAUUCAUUUGAUUUCGAGACUCAUCAGAAGAAACAUAAUUACUUCCAGGCGGCCAUUUUGGAUUUGGCAGGUAAUGAUUAUCAUCGCGAUUUCUGCAAAUGAAUGUUCAAAUGUCUUAUCAUUAAGAGCGAAAACAGAGAAAGGAAGGGAAAAUCCAUCUUCCAGAGGGCAAAUAUAGAUCAAACAAUGGUGGGCGCCAAGAUCCUUCUAGGAUCUCUUGUAAAAUGUUGUUGUUCUUCUGAUAGUUUUUUUAUGGGUUAAUGACGUUAAGCUGUAACAUUUGUUGUUGCAAAGACAGACUUUAAAAGUCAAUUACACUGAUUUCGGACAGUAGAUGUAAAAUAUGCUGCUUGGCACAGCAGGUCUGGAGUUAAAAUCUUCAUCUUAUAAUUCUAUUUUGUUUGCUGUUAAUGAAAAGACACUUCAUCAUUUAUUUGCAGAAAUGCUCGGCACAUAAAUAAAAUUGAUAUAUUUGAAAGUUGUGCGUUUGGGGAAAGUUUUUCACCUAGAAACCUCGUAAGGUUCUAUGAUUGAUAUCAUAAUUAUUACUGAUUAUUUUCUGUAUUAAUUUGUUUUUCUUCAUGUUGGAUAGUGAAUGGAUAUUUAAUCCAACUCUUUACAAUUUCAUUGAUGAGUUAUUUGAAAUCGUUUGCUAAAUGUAUAUGCCUAAUAUGACGCAGUUCUGAU